UCCUCCUCUCUGACAGGAGCUUCAGGGCGGAGACGGUGUGAGGACGAGGAGGAGGAGGAGGAGGAGGAGACAGAGGAGGAGAAAGAGAAGAGGAGGGGUGCCGACUGUUACAGGACGGGACUGUGCUGCUGAAAGCAGUUAAUUUUUUUUCCUCCUCGGCAGGGCGGAGGGUGGAGGUAGUGAACGGUGUUUCGAGAGAGGAUAAACUGAGAUUGAAGCCGUCCGGUGGGGAGGGGGGGACCAGGAGCUCCGUCUGCUGCUGCUGCUGCUGCUGUUACCCCACACAGCAUCAACAUGGAGCUGGAGAACAUCGUAGCCAACACGGUGCUGUUGAAAGCACGGGAAGGUGGCGGCGGAAACAGAAAAGGAAAAAGCAAGAAAUGGAAGCAGCUGCUGCAGUUUCCUCAUGUAAGUUUGUGUGAGGAGCUGCGACAAACCACAGAGAAGGACUACAGCAGCCUCUGUGAGCGGCAGCCCAUCGGACGGUUAUUGUUCAGACAGUUCUGUGACACUCGACCUGAGCUCAGACGCUGCGUCAAGUUCCUGGAUGCUGUGGCGGAAUACGAAGUGACUCCAGAUGAGAAGAGGAAGGAGUGCGGUCAGGAACUCGUCGAAAAAUACUUCAACCCAAAGUCGGAGGACCACGUGCCUGAGGUGGAGGAGGCCAUGAUGGCUCCAUGCGCUGAGAGGUUACAGCAGGAGGCCUGCAAAGAGCUCUUCAAGGACUGUACCAAACUGAUCCACGACUACCUGAGUGUGGCGCCCUUCGCAGACUACCUCGACAGCAUGUACUACAACAGGUUCCUCCAGUGGAAGUGGUUGGAGAGGCAACCGGUGACGAAAAGCACAUUUCGACAGUACAGAGUUUUAGGGAAAGGAGGCUUUGGAGAGGUCUGUGCGUGUCAGGUACGAGCCACAGGGAAAAUGUACGCUUGUAAGAAACUAGAGAAGAAGAGGAUAAAGAAGAGGAAAGGGGAGUCCAUGGCACUCAAUGAGAAACAGAUCCUGGAGAAAGUCAACAGCAGAUUUGUAGUGAGCUUAGCGUAUGCCUAUGAGACGAAGGACGCUCUGUGCCUUGUGUUGACCCUCAUGAACGGAGGAGACUUGAAGUUUCACAUUUAUCACAUGGGCGAGGCGGGCUUUGACGAGAAGAGGGCCAUCUUCUACGCUGCAGAGAUCUGCUGUGGGCUGGAGGACCUACACCGAGAACGCAUUGUCUACAGGGACCUAAAACCAGAGAACAUCCUGCUGGAUGACCACGGCCACAUCAGGAUAUCAGACCUGGGUUUAGCAGUUCAUGUACCAGAGGGACAGACCAUCAAGGGACGGGUGGGCACGGUAGGAUACAUGGCUCCGGAGGUGGUGAAAAACGAGCGCUACACUUUCAGCCCGGACUGGUGGGCACUGGGCUGCCUGUUGUACGAGAUGAUCGAGGGCCAGUCUCCCUUCCAGCAGAGGAAGAAGAAGAUCAAGAGGGAGGAAGUGGAGCGGCUGGUGAGGGAAGUGGAGGAGGAAUAUUCCAGCAAGUUCUCAGAGGACGCCAAGUCCCUCUGCAAAAUGCUUCUGGCCAAAGAUUCUACAGAGAGGCUGGGCUGUCAGGGUGAUGGAGCCUCUGAGGUCAAAGCCCACCCCAUCUUCCGCUCCAUCAACUUCAAACGCCUUGAAGCCGGCAUGCUGCAGGCACCCUUCAUUCCUGAUCCGCAGGCCAUCUACUGUAAAGACGUGCUGGACAUCGAGCAGUUCUCCACAGUGAAAGGAGUGGAGCUGGAGCCCAAAGACGAGUCUUUCUACAGCAAAGUGUCCACAGGCAGCGUCUCUAUUCCCUGGCAGAACGAGAUGAUCGAGACGGAGUGUUUCGCUGAGCUCAAUGUUUUCCACCUGGACGGGACGGUUCCUCCUGACCUGGACUGGAGAGGACAACCGUCCCCUCCACCCAAACAGGGACUCCUGCAGCGGCUGUUUGGCCGACAGGACUGCUGUGGUAACUGCAGUGACAGUGACGAAGAGCCCACCAGGCUGUGACACACACACACACACACACACACACACACACACACACAAUUAAAAUCUCAUUUGUUUACAAUUUUUGCACAUUUGUAUUUUUAAGAUAGUACUCUCUCUAAAUGUCAGAAUGUAUAUUUUCAGCAUAGCUAUAAUGUUUAAUGUUAUUUAAAAUGUGUGAAAUAUCGUCUGUCGACGUUCUCUGAACGAGAUGAACAGAUGUUCUUUUUCGCUUUCGUUUGUUUGUUGUUUAUUUUUUGUCCAGGGAAGGCUUUGCUUUCACAUUCUUCCACUCUCUCUCACACACACAGACACACACACACACACACACACACACACACACACGUCCCUGUUACUGAUCUGGAACAAUCGCCUGCUGUAAAAGUGCCUUGCUGGAGGGCACUGUGGCAGUGGUUACUAAAGGGAGGACUGAGCAUUCCUCCAGUUCUUUGUCUCCCCUCCACUUUGUCCAGGGAAUCAAACUGGUGACUUUCAGUUCAUGAACUGUGACCACUUUUCUUCUUCCGCCCUCCAUUCUGCUGUGACCAACCUCACGCUAAAGCUCUAUUUUUCAUUGAAUUCCUUCAAAACUAUGAGUUUUAUUUUUGCUUGGAUAUUAUACUUUUGACCUGGUGAUGCAAGCGUCAUGAAGUUGUCUACAUUUGCAGAUAUUUUUAUAUCAAGUAUUAUCAUUUUUUUAAAUCAACAAGACAAUCGACUCGUCUUGUGUCAGUGCGGCUUCAGUUACUCUUGUCAGAUCAGUGUCAGUUUUCUGUUAAGGUUCUCAGUCGUCCAGGUCACCGGGGAAACUAGACUUGGUUUUAGAUCCAAAGAGGGAUGAGUCUGGGAAGGGUUGACAGGACAGCAUUGUCCUAGAUUGAGGGAUGGUUUCUCUACUUUUACAUAAAUAGCCUCCUUCACUCUUUCAAACCACCCAUCUUCCCUGUCUAAAGUGUGAACAUCAUUAUCAUUAAGAGUGUCCCUUGUCCCUAAGGUGCGAGAAAACAUGUAGAGUCUAGUCUUAAAGAGUUGGCCUGUUCUAUGUUGAGCCAUGCAUUUGUUGAGUGGCUGUUCCCUGUUCCCAGGAGACUGAACAGCAAUUCACUCUUGGUCGUUGGAGUCCCAUGAGGCAAUCGUCCACACCAGAGCACAGGUGACCUGAACAACUUUCUUGAACGACAGUCAUUACAACACUGACCAUGAACAAACCAAGUGGAAUUGAUGUCCUAGUCAGUGAUUCCAACGAUUAAAUACUCCCCAGCAGUCGGUCGGUCCCUAAACCCUUGUUGAAGAAAAUAGUGUCAUCAUCUUGGUUUAAAUUAAACGGUCAAAUUAAACAAAUACUGACUGGGGAGUUACACAGGGGAUGUAAGCACAGCGGAACGGCUGCGCCACAGUUUUGCACCGUCAAUUCACACCGGGCGCCUGACCGCAGUGUAGUGAGGCAAGCCAUAUUCACACGAGAUCCCUCAACGUAGAACAACAACAACAAACAGCUUGGAAAUGGAAAAUAUGGGGAAUAUUUUUACAUAUACACAGAUGCAGAUACACAGAUGAUGUUAAAAACAUCGAGAUUAACACGGCAGGGGACGAAAAAGCAGAUAAAAAUUGCAAAGGAGGCAGCAAAGAAAGAGGAGGUGGAAAUGAAAGUAAAAUUAUCAAAAGCAGAAGGAAAAAGUUUAAUAUGGAAGAAAAUAAUCAAUCAAUGUUCCAAUCAACAUCGGAAGAACCAGGAAUAGGGGAGACAUUUAUAUAAAUUACAAGGUGUAGUAGUAGUAGUAGAGGUGGGGUGUUGUGGAGGUAGCAGAGUGGAGCAGGUGAUCAUGAGCAGAUUAAGAAUAGGGCACAGUAAACUGAAUAACACACUCAAUAUAUUAGGAAAUCAUCCAACUGGCCAGUGUAGCUGUGGGGAGAGAGAGACAGGGGAGCAUGUGAUUGUUGCUCGUCAUGGAUAUGAAAGGGAGAGGGGAGAGAUGAUAUCAGGGUUGCGGAAGACAGGAACAGUGGAGAACAGUUUAAAGACUAUAAUAGUAUGUGGGAAAUCUAGGGAAGGGAGGAAAAUCAUAAUGGGGUAUCUUGUUUUAACUGGGUUAAUAAAAUUUUUUUUUAAAAAAAGUAGUAAAGAAGUAAAGUCUAAAAGAGGGCAGUAUAUGCAACAAUAAAGAUGCCGACUGCCGUUAAACAACAAAGAAGAAGAACACCUCAAAAAUAGAAGUGCUACGGAAUGACAGCGCUGCCGCGCAGAAAGUCGCUGCUGAGACGUUCCGCGAUGCACCUGGUGUGAAUGCUUUCAUUGAUUCAGCUCAGGUGACCGUAGCGCAGCCGUUCCGCUGCGCUUAUAUCGGUGUGAAUAAGGCUCGAGAGUUCAAUUUCACUUUAAUGUUUUGAUUACACAAGUUGCUUUUACCAACAUGAUUGUGCCUUUUCAUUGGGCUUUUAUUUUGUUCACGGUGAACUCACACAUUCGGCAGGAAUUAUGGCACCAUGUUUAUCUUACAGAUUUCUUAGGGAUUUUUAAGACAGUUUGAGGUUUGUUAGUCCAAUUAAAUUACCGGUUUCCAAAACAUAACCAGUAUCAAGUAUCCCAGACGAUUUUAACAAGUGAAUCACUUGUCUAAACAAGUUUAAACAUCGGAUCAGAAAAUAAGAAAAAGUAUCUGAAUAUUGUUACAACAACCCAGUUUGAUAAGUGAAUCACAUAGGUUUAUUUUCCUCUUAUCUCAGGAUUUUCAGGAGAGUAUACUCCCUCUUCUAUCUUUUUACUUUGCUCAUGAGCAGAUUGUGUUGGAUGAUUUCCAGCCUGUGCAGGUUUACGUUUGCCUUGCCAGUAGACCACAUCGUGUGUGCGCGGUAGCAACAAAGCCGGAAAACAUCCAAAUCUGUCGCAGGCUGCCUCCUGAUCACAUGGUUAAAAGUCACAUUGAGGCGACGACAAGAGUAACUGAAGCUUUUGGGUCAAAUCUUUUCAUCAGGCAAAGACUGAAGCUGGUCUGUUCAUCACUGUAGUUAAAUGCCUCAGCUGGUACUGUUGCAGUCAAUUGCGUCCUUAAAGAAUAUGGCCUCUGAUUUUAAGCUAUUAAAAUGAAAUACCUCUGAAUGUGUAAAAGGCUUUCAUGUUGUUUCUGUAGACGGAUAGCUGAGAAGACAGACACCAGACUCCUGCUGUUAUGUAUGAUACUGAAACACGCCUGAUCUUUGAUAUAACAACCAUGAUUGAGUGGAAUUCACUGUUAACUGUUUGUUUUCAAAUGUCGACAAUGUCAAUUACUUUUAUCAAAGCUAUCAGUUGUGUUACGUAUCAUAAAUGAUGGCAUUUAAAAGAGUCAGUUCACCUUCUUUACUAAACAUUUUAUUUGCCUUUCGUGGUGUUUCUCUAAUCACAGUUGAGCAAACCUCGAUUAGAACCUCAGUCAACUUCUUCCUUUCCUGUACUUACAUAUGCUAUGUGCUUGCUCAUGGAUGUUGAAACAACCACAUUUUGAAGAUGGCUAAAAGAUAAACGUGAUGAAAAUAGUCACAUCUGCUGGUACUGCCAAGGAGAACCCAAAAGCACGACUCUGAGGCAGACAAGUUUAAGGGAAGAUCAAUUUACUCAAUCCAAGGAACAGGCAAAACCAGGAGAUCAAACAGGUAAACAACUCCGACAAGGGUCAGGCAGGUAUCCAAAGUCCAAGACAGGCAAAACAGGGUCAGAACGAGAAGUCAAAAACUGGAAUUACUGGAGAGCUUGGCAAAAAACUACACAAGACAAUCUGGCAAUCUUAAGUUAGCAGAUGUUAGAACAGGCUAAGAAAAUAGUUACCCAACUUACAAUCUGAAUAUGUUGCUUUAACCAUCCUCAAAAUUUGGUUCUCGUUUCAACAUGGACGAGCUAGUAGGUUGAUGAGUCCGGGGUUUGCUCAACUGUUACUUGGUUGAUUAAAAACAAACAAACAAAAAACAAUGCAUGCUGGGAUACUUGUUUACCCCUCUUACCAAAAUCUGUCUGCAUGGCUCGAUGCCUCUAGAGGCAGGUAAGAAGAGUAUGUUUUAGUGUUUGAGUGAACUUACCCUUUAAUACAGACUAGGGCUGCAACUAACAAUUUUAUUAUUUUUGAUUAAUCUGCUGAUUAUAUCUCAAUUGUUUUGUCUAUAAAAUGUACUUAAAUGUCUUCUUUUGUUAAAUCAAAUCAACCCCCCGAAAAAGUUUGUUUACCGCAAAGUAUGACAAAAAAUCUAAUUCAUAUAUACGAGAAAGGAUGGAAGAGUUAAAGCAAUUAAUUAGAACUGGUUUGUUUGUAAAGAUGUCUGGUGUUUGAUGAAUUCUGCUAACUAAAAGGGGCCUUUUGAUGAGCAUUUGCAUAGAUGGAUUCAUUGUUCAGGUUUCUUUGUGUAAAUCAGUGAAAGUCAAUGUCUAAGUUUGCCUCCUCCUGUAUGCUUUUUGUCUGUUGAAGCACUUAAUCAAUUAAACCAAACCAGUUAUCCACAGAAGAUCAAAGAUGACAAAGUCCUUUUCAUCCAAGGUGCCUUUUGGUGUUUGAAGGUACUCCUCCAGCCUGUAGUCGCCUCUUGUUAUACAUGCCUGCCGUCUGUGUCUGUACAUGUGCUCAUGCAAAGCCUGCUGCUGCGUCAGCUUCAGUUCCCUUCCUGUCUGUGGUACCUUGUGUGUUUUUUCGUCGUCAAAACCGUCGCUCUGGACGUGGAGUCUCUUUGUGAUAAAUGAGGACGAUGAGACUGAAAGAACCCCUGCACUUAAAGACUGCUGUGGACUCCCCCCAUCCACGUCCCCGGCCUCUGAACUCUGGAGUCUCUGCAGUGAUUUUAUAAAGACUUGAGAGGUCGAAGCGGAGAUCGGGGAGUCAGAAGAGCUUGCCAUCAUUCUCUGUGGACGUUUUAAAUAAGGACUCAACUCGUGUGUUGUCUCUCUCUGUGGCAGAACGUCCUUUAUUACAACUUAAUGUCUCAUUUUCGUAGUUUGGUUAAUUGUUCUUAUCAGUAAUAGUAACAUUGUGUUCACCAUCACUUACAGUAAAAAGUCAGAUGGGUCAAGAAACAACCUCAGACUAUGUUACAACAUUUUCUGAUAGAUUUUUAUUAUGUCAUGUGAUAUUUUAUUUUUUUUGUGCUGGGAAAAGCCAAAAUAUGGUAUUUUUAAAUACCAAACAAUGGACACAGUCAAAUCAGAUCGAAAAAAGACCACAUAGUCCCGAUGAAGAAGAAUCUUUGAUUUUAAAAAAAAGGUCCUGUGUAUCCUGUGGAUGUUUCAACCAUUAUUAGCUCUAUGAAGCAUUGUGUUGUAUGGGGAAGGACUUUGUUCUGUAUUGAACUGUAUUUUGACAAGAGAAUCAUCCACCUGCUUGUUUUUUUUUUUUGUGUGUGUGUUUUUUUUAAAUCACUGGGGACUCGCACACGGGACGUAAGCGCCGCGGCUGCGCCACGGUUUUGCUCCGUCCUCUGCCUGGCGUCAAUUCACACCGGGCGCGUGACGACAGCGUAGCAAGCCAGCCGUAUUCACGCAAGAAUCCUGAACCCGUGAUAAAUUGUGUAUAAAGGAAACAACAACAAACAGCUUACUUUGCUUCUCCGACGUGAAAGAGAUUAUAAAAAGGAUCUGUUUUCUUGUCAUAAAUUAUUGUGUGUUGAUCAAAGGUUCUUAACAUGAACGAUGAGAGACUAAUUGUUAAAGUGGAACCACUGACUGCUGACCUGGUGCUACCGGCCAUGACGUAACAUCGAUGUGAAGUUGUGAUAGGCUACAUGAACUGCGUAUUGUGUUUUAUUUUGAAAGGGGGCAAAAGUGUAUCACGUUGAUUCAAUCUGCUCUGUUGAGAGUCGCUGCUGAGACGUUCCGCGACGCGCCCGGUGUGAAUGUUUCAUUGAUUAGACUGGCAGCGAUCAGCUCCGGUCACAGCAGCACAGCCGUUCCGCGGCACUUACGUCCCCGGUGUGAAUAAGGCUUUAACGUCACCGUGUUCUCAGAUCACAGCUAUUAAUUUGGUAAACAUAACGUUAUUAUCACUGCUAAAAAUUAUUAAAACAAUAUCAGAAUUAUCCUUUAAAGGAGAAUUAGAAUAGAAACAAAUGUACUAAAAUCUUGAUUGAAGCAAUUUUUUUUGUUUCCAAAAUGAUCUUGAAUCCCUGUAACAGACAUUUUGUUUCCAUGUUCACUUAAAUGUUUUUUUUUUUAUUAUUAUUUUGUUUGUUUGUUUGUUUGUUUUUUUGGUGAGAAAAGAUCCAAACUGAUUCGUCCAGCUCUGCUUCAGUGUCACCUGAUAACUUGAAUAUCAGUGAAACCAAGAGAAAAAGUUGUGUUGGUGUAUCUUCAGUGUGUUUUUGGUUACUUUCCUUUAUGAUGUUAACAAAUGUUUUAUUUAAUUGUUUCUCUUUUUUUGUUAGUUUAGCAAUAAUGUUUUAUAGAUUUCAAAUUAAUUUCAACUGCUGAAAGCUUUGUGUGUGUGUGUGUGUGUGUGUGUGUGUGUGUGUGUGUGUGUGUUAGCAGCAUCAUGUUUGUCUGAGCCCCACCUUGUAAACGCUGUGAGAACAGAGGGGAAAGCUUCUGUUUUGUACCAUAAACCAACUUCUUAACUCUCUGUGGUUUUGUACUUUGAUCUUUGUGAGAACUACGUUCUUAAUCCCACCUACAAAAGCUCUGAUCGGCUGUUUGCCACCAACAGACAUCAAUGGGCACAACAGCAGACCAAUAUGAAAUCACGUUGGAGUGCCUCCAUUGUAGAGAUUUGGGAAACAACGUUGAUCAUGGAAAGGAGCGCGAGCCUCCAGCAGCAUCACAAAAAAA
This is a messenger RNA of Larimichthys crocea (large yellow croaker), 8776 nucleotides long. It is a transcript of the gene grk6, whose product is annotated as G protein-coupled receptor kinase 6. Gene Ontology annotation, molecular function: ATP binding; G protein-coupled receptor kinase activity. The transcript has 16 exons. The record is from RefSeq and is a predicted model, not a curated record. Gene Ontology annotation, biological process: regulation of signal transduction; protein phosphorylation; signal transduction. Gene Ontology annotation, cellular component: cytoplasm. Bases 295 to 2022 code for a protein of 575 amino acids. NCBI's taxonomy places the organism in Eukaryota, Metazoa, Chordata, Actinopteri, Sciaenidae.